Galeopterus variegatus (Sunda flying lemur) is the source of this 3298-nucleotide messenger RNA. It is a transcript of the gene RNF149, whose product is annotated as ring finger protein 149. Bases 27 to 791 code for a protein of 254 amino acids. The record is from RefSeq and is a predicted model, not a curated record. Lineage: Eukaryota; Metazoa; Chordata; Mammalia; Dermoptera; Cynocephalidae. The transcript has 8 exons.
CAGGAACAGGAAAUAUAGUGGUCAUUAUGGUUAGCUAUCCAAAAGGAAGAGAAAUCUUGGACCUGGUGCAAAAAGGAAUUCCAGUAAAGAUGACGAUUGGGAUUGGCACCCGUCACGUACAGGAGUUCAUCAACGGUCAGUCUGUGGUGUUUGUGGCCAUUGCCUUCAUCACCAUGAUGAUCAUCUCAUUAGCCUGGCUAAUAUUUUACUAUAUACAGCGUUUCCUGUAUACUGGCUCACAGUUUGGAAGUCAGAGCCAUAGAAAAGAAACUAAGAAAGUUAUUGGCCAGCUCCCACUUCAUACUGUAAAGCAUGGAGAAAAGGGAAUUGAUGUUGAUGCUGAAAAUUGUGCAGUGUGUAUUGAAAAUUUUAAAGUAAAGGAUAUUAUCAGAAUUCUGCCAUGCAAGCAUAUUUUUCAUAGAAUAUGCAUUGACCCAUGGCUUUUGGAUCACCGAACAUGUCCAAUGUGUAAACUUGAUGUCAUCAAAGCCCUGGGAUAUUGGGGUGAGCCUGAGGAUGUACAGGAGAUACCUGUUCCAGAAUCUACCCCGGGAAGUGUUUCGGCUAUAAAUUUGAGCAUCACUUUACAAGAUGAUGACAGAAGUGAUGGGAGCAAUUUACCAUCGCCUUCCACUAAUGAAUCUGUGCCGCAGUGUGAUGCCAGCUUUAAAGAAGAUGCAGGUGAAAACACAGCAUUACUAGAUGUUUUUCUGUGUUCAAGGAUGGGGGAAUGUCACUUACUUGCUGAAGCCGGCAGGAGUGACUCUCAGCGUGGAGGACCCCUCUCCUAGCGCAUGUGCCCACCAAUGGCAUCCACCGAUGGAGCUUGGCUUGAACAAAAGGACAUUUUAUUUUUUUUACUUUAGCACAUAGUUUGUAUAUUUGAAAAUAAUGUACAUUAUUUUACUUUUCAGAUUCUGAUUUGAUAUACAAAGGGCUGAAAUAUUUUAUUCUUAAAGAGACUUUUUGAUUAGUCUUCAUAUAUUUAUCUACUAAAAUAUAGUGUUUACAGUAAACAGUGUGUUGUUUCAGACUAUUGCAAAGAUGAUGACUAAGGAAGGCACUCUAAUGUAAAGGACGGUGGUGUUUGUAAGCGCCAGACUAGCCGCUCCUGUACUGUAGAACAAAUUCUGUUUCUCAAGGUUUUUAGACUAAGCACACCAGUUUUAGACUAGUUGUAGUGAAACUGUGUGAUUAAGUUCAAUAAUUGAUCACAUGGGCUUUCCCUGGAGGAAGGACUUUUUUAGAACUUUAAACUUGUAACUGAGAUGAGAAAUCUACAGCUUUCUUGAACAUCUGUAUAUAGAGAUUUCAAAAUCUGAGAAGUCUUGUUCAUUGUUUGGAAUUUAAGAAAAGCAUUAGAUGAAUUUAAUAUCUGCAUUUUUUUCACUUUAUUACUUAAUUUCUUGUGAUACCUCAAUGGGGAGGGAAAUUUCAUUUUUCCUACAAAUAAAAAUGCUGAGAUUUGGUAUUGCACCUGAGUGCUAAGUUCCUCAUUGCCUCGUUAAGGAAAUCUCGUAGACAUACUGUGAUUUUUUUUUUUUUUAAUGAUGAAUGUAUUAUAUUGGUUCCAAUUGCGAUUUAAUCUUUACAAUUAAAAGGAUGAAAAAUGGAGAAUUUUGAUUUUCAUUGUUGGAAUGAAAUAACCAGUUUUCUCAGUUAGUUUUUAAGCAAACUUAAUACCAUGGCCUUGCUUAACCUCUUGUUUGCUGUUCUGACUUGUAGGUCAAAGGAGCAGGCUACUGUAAAGCUUUUGGAGACUGUUCUCUAAGUUUUAUAAAGUGAUUAAAUAAACGCACACCCUGCUCUUUUCUCACUCCUUGGAAGUGAAGGACGAGGAGCAUGAGGCAGUUAUUUUUUAGAGUGUGGAACAGUAGUCCUUUGUUAUUUCUAAACUAAUCAUUGUAUAUAUCCUUAUGUGGAGGCAAAAAUGUUUCAGAAAAAAGUAAUUUUAAAAAGUAUGAAGAAUUUAUCCUUGUAGCCGUAUCUAGGAUAUAAGGGUUUGUUUUAUUUUCUCAAGUUAUUUACCACACACACUUUGAAUCUGGCUACUCAUUGUAACGUACUCAGUGAGUAAAGUUUGCAGCAAAGUCUGUGGCCAGAUCCAGUAUGAGGAGCUGUGGAAACAGAAAACUCGUCCUACUUGGAGCACUUAUUUUAAUAGAUAGCCUCAAAGCAGGUUUCCAUAACAGCCACUGUCUUUGAAAUCUACCCUCUGUGGCUCAGUGCAAAUAGGAGAAUAUGUCCUUGAUUCUGUACCUGGUGGACUGUUUGCUCUUUGUCUUUUAAGAAACAUACUAAGGAAAAUGCUUUAAUUAAUAAUUCCUCCCAGUAGCUAAUGAAGCUGACUUUUAGAAAGAAUACCGUGGCAGACAAAGGUAAAUUGUUUCUAAUAAUCACAGAAAGUGUGAUUUCUUAAUCAGCAGCUGUCAAAUAUAGCUUCCUUUAAUUCAUGUUUGAACACUAAAUUCUAAAUAGAAGAGGUUGGAAUAAUUAUUGUCUUAUCUCUAGAAACACAAGUCUUUAGUAGCAAAAAGAAAUUAGCAAGAGAAGAAAACUCUUCAGUACUUUGAAAGGAAAAAGUUUGUUGAUAAAGUUGUUUUAGAUGGAAAUAAACAUGAUAAAGAAAGGUCAAAUAUUACUAAAAUUUUUGCUGAAACUUUAAAGUUGAUGAGAUGCUUGGAAAGUAGAUGAUCUGGUUUAGUUCAGCCAUGUUCUUUAUGGCGGUAAUCACUUUCCUCUUGCCGGUUGUCCUAAAAGCCAUUUAUUCACGUGUAAUGUAGUGCAGUAUUUUUUUUUUAGCUUUGCUUUUUGAAGGAGACAGUGUGUCCGUGACCGAGAAGCUCUCUGCAGUUCCUGCCUGCCUGGUGUAUUUCUUUGUACUUCUUGACUCCCCAGCCUUGACUGGCGUUCCGACUUCCCAGUGGAAGACCACAAAGGGCCAGAGAGGUUUAAAAACCUGGCACCGUUUUGCAGGUAGUGAUUUGAAGAUUUUUAAAGCUAGAAAUUGGAACUAGAAAAUCCCAGGAAUGCAAGGUGUCUUAUUCACAUGAGAGUUAAAUGGAAUUCAUUUCAUUACACUUAAAAGUUGAUUACCCAGUUAUUGAAUCCCAGGAUUAUAGUAUCUUCCACUUCAGGUUAAACUUUUACUUUUAAACAUGUUUAAUCAAGAAACUUGUUGUAAAUGUAAAUCUUGACUUUUUUUUUUCUAAAAAUGUUCUAUAAAUAUAACUACUGUUCUUUGUAAGUAAAUCUCUCCUCUUUCAAGUAAAGAAUACUGCAGUCUUGAUCCUCCUUA